AUGCUGAGCGUUAGACUCUCUGUCUUUUCUCUUUUCUCCCUCUCAAUCUCUCAGUUUUCUCUUUUAUCUCUCACAGUCGUGCGGCCUGCACCGACCACCAACAUGACUGCACCAAGCGGCAACGCCAGUUGCCGCCUUGCCGGCAAUUAUGUUGAUCACCUAAUCCUAAUCGAUUGGGUCGUUCCCCAAGUCCCCAUGGCUACUGGGAUCAAGUUUUCUGCUAUCUUACUGUUUUCCAUGGCGAUCUCCUUCAUGAACCUUGGUGCAUUAUUUUCAGAGAAUGUGCCUGCUCUAAGCACCAUCUCCGCUUCUCCUGCUGUUUUACCUGGUCUAGCCCCAAAUAUAUCAACAUUUUUUCCUUCACCAAGCACCCAAUCGCCCCCAGAUGUUGCUCAGGCACCUGCACCGGCACCCAGUUCGGGUGAGUUUGUAGGGGUAAAGAGCUUAUCUAGUUCGCCUAAUUUUGCAAGUGAGCUUGCUGUAUUUGGUAUGUCGAUCUCUUGCUUCUUCUCACUAGUACUAUAAACGGGUGUUUAAGGAGUUGUCGAAUUAAAUAAUAAUUGUAGAUCAAUCUAAAUUGCUGUAUUUUCAGUAGUAGCACUUUUACUUGCUAAAGCAGAUCUAUUGCUUUAUUGAAUCGAAAUGUGUUGCAAUAUGCAUUGCUUGUGCAAACAAGGACUUGGUCCACUAUAUUUCAUCAAGUCUGAUAUGAUAGCGAGUCGUACUUUGUGGUGAGUUUUGUUUCGACAUUAUCAAUAAGGACUCCAACUUACAGAGGUGGAUGCUA
This is a messenger RNA of Nelumbo nucifera (sacred lotus), 787 nucleotides long. NCBI's taxonomy places the organism in Eukaryota, Viridiplantae, Streptophyta, Magnoliopsida, Proteales, Nelumbonaceae. The record is from RefSeq and is a predicted model, not a curated record.